Molecule: messenger RNA, 4758 nt
Organism: Scophthalmus maximus (turbot)
Lineage: Eukaryota; Metazoa; Chordata; Actinopteri; Pleuronectiformes; Scophthalmidae
Product: protein IWS1 homolog
Exons: 16
Coding region: 1087-3249 (720 amino acids)
Biological process (GO): poly(A)+ mRNA export from nucleus
Cellular component (GO): nucleus
Source: RefSeq, a predicted model, not a curated record
GUUCCCGUGUGGAUGUGUCGCGCGUCAAAGACGUCACUGUGUUUUUUUUUUUUCUUCUCUCAAAACUUUAUUGAGAAACUGGAUCAGUUCAGGAAACAAAUAUGAUUUUUUUCAUCCGCAUCCAGUUUCACAGUCAAAUGUUGAACCUACAGAAAAAUAUUCAACACAUAAAUGAAGUUAUUAAUUUGACACUUCUGUCACAUUUCACCACUUGUUUAUUAUUAAUCAGUUCUUGAAAACGUCACUUGAAUACUUAAUGAAUACUACACUGCCCUCUGGUGGUCACGUUGUGUAAUUACACCUAUGUUAAUGAUUAAAGUACACUUUUAUUUUGAAAGUGUUCUCAGGAACUGUCACCAUGUAAUCAUGUCCGACUUUACGUUUAGCGUCUUUUUUAAUUUUUUUUUUUAUUUAACAAAAUCCAUAUACAAACAAUAUGGCUAAAAAAUCUAAACGGUAUUAUUAAGGAUCAGGUGCAACAAUAUAAUAAAAAUAUAAUUUGUUAAUCAUAUUCUUCAAUAAUGUUAAAAGGCCCAUUUUGUCAAAAUUGAGAUUUCCUGGCUUUUUUCAUCCUAAAUAAGGUCUCGGGUCUGUAAGUACACACAUACACAUAGUCUACAUUCAGCAGCUGCAUUUGUUUACGAUGUGCCACAAAUGUAACGUCAUAGUGACGCACUCUCUGGGCCCCCAACGAAAUUCAAAAUAAAUCCAUGGUGAAAUAUGAAGGUCUUUUAUUCGAUGGUCGGACAUCAUGAAGCCAUUCAAAUCAACCUGUAGUUACACACAGUGGCCACCGGAGGGGGCAGUGUGAGUUAAAACGUCCUUGCUGCUAAUAAAGUUUAUCUUGGAAAAAAAAAAGCUUGUUACGCCAUUCCGCCGCGACCGCGUGCGCCGGUGACGCGGUGACUCCAUUUUGGUUCUCUGGUGCUGCGGUAGCUAGCUGUAGCCGUUACCAUCGGUACAACGCGUCGUUACUUUGUUCAAAGGUUUUAUUUUAUUUUAUUUUAUUUUUCCCGCUUUGAUCGCGAAGCUGCGUGUGUUUCCGGUGUCCAGCUGUGAAUCUGAGUCUGACUUCGUCCGAGAGAGAUGGACGGAGAAGAGGACGACUUCAUGUCCGCGAGCCGCUCCGACGACGGUGGCGGCACUCCGGUUCAGGACGAGCACGCGGCGUCGGACGGCGAGGACGUGAGGAGCGACGGGCACGACUCUGAGGACGAGGGUAGCCAUGAUGAUGCCCCCCGCCCCAUGGAGACCGGGGGGGCAGCCAGUGGCUCCGACAACGAGGAGCGCAGAGCGGCCGACAGCGACUCAGAGGGCGAGGCUCCCGGGGGCCACGACGACCACGACAACAAGAGCGACUCGGAGGCGGAGGCCCCUCGUCCCGCCGACAGCGACGACGACUCGCCAGUGAAACGCAGGACAAGCGGAUCAGACAACGAGGAUUUGUCGCCGGUUAAACAAAGAGCAUCAGACAACGAGGAGGGGGAGAGGUUGUCUGCCCCCAAACGCAGAGGGAGCAGCUCGGACUUGGAGGAGGAGGGGGGAAAAGGGGGGGACCGGCCCACAGCGGCCGCAGACAGCGACUCGGAGAACGAGGACGCCAAACCUGCGGCGUCCAAACGGUCCAACGCCGACAGUGACUCUGACACAGAGACGCUCGCCAGACGCAAGGCGCCACAGAUAGACUCUGAGGAGGAGGAGGGGGUGGGGGGGAAACCUCAGGGGGAGGAAGAGGGAGGAGGAGGGAAGUGGAAAGCUGUGAUGCAGUCUGACAGUGAGGAGGAGGAGGGAGGAAGGAGGAAGACUGCAGCAGGAAGUGAUGGAGAGCAACAGGAAGAGGCGCAGAGAGACGAGAGCAACGAGGACAACAAGCCAGUGAAGAGGAAGAAGGCCAUCCUGUCGGACAGUGACGAUGAGGAGAAGGAAGAUAAACCAGUGAAGAGGAGUCGGGCGGUGUCGGAUGACGAGGAGAACUCGGACAGCGAUGGCGGGUCGGUCGGUCCCGACAAAAGUCUGGCGGCGAAACUGAGGGAACUCGGCUCGGACAGCAGCGAGGAUGAGGGCGCCAAGGAGGCGGCGGGCGACAAGGACGAGAAGGCGCUGUUCGGCAGCGAUAGCGAGUCUGGAGAUGAGGAGGAAAAGAUGAUCGCGGACAUCUUCGGAGAGUCUGGAGACGAGGAGGGGGAGGAGUUCACCGGCUUCAACCAGGAGGAGCUGGAGGGCGACAAGCUGCAGAACAAGGAGACGCAGCAGCUGCAGGACGAGUCCGACUCGGACGAGGGCGUCGACCGCAGCGGACAAGACACCAGCUUCAUGUCUGAUUUUGACAUCAUGCUCGCCCGGAGGAAAGCCAUGAACAGCAAGAAGCGGAGACACCGCGACGGGGGAACGUUCAUCAGCGACGCCGACGACGUGGUCAGCGCCAUGAUCACCAAGAUGACCGAGGCUGCAGAGGAGGAUCGUACCCUGAACAGUCAGAAGAAACCAGCGCUGAAGAAACUCACCCUGCUGCCGCACGUCGUCAUGCACCUGAAGAAACAGGACUUGAAGGAGACGUUCAUCGACAGCGGCGUGAUGUCGGCCAUUAAAGAGUGGAUCAGUCCUCUUCCAGACAAAUCCCUUCCGGCUCUCAGGAUCCGAGAGGAGCUACUGAGGAUCCUGCAGGAGCUGCCCAGCGUCAGUCAGGAGACGCUGAAGCACAGCGGCAUCGGUCGCUCCGUCAUGUUCCUCUACAAACAUCCCAAAGAGUCUCGCUCCAACAAAGACCUCGCACUCAAACUCAUCAACGAGUGGUCGCGGCCGAUCUUCGGUUUGACGUCCAACUACAAGGGAAUGACUAGGGAGGAGCGUCAGCAGAGAGAUCUGGACCAGCAGAUGCCUCAGAGACGACGACUGAGUCGGCCUCAGACGGUGGAGAGGGCGGAGGAGCCUGACGUCUUCUCUCCACCGAGCAGCUCCGGAGGUCAGACGCCUCGGAGAGACCUGGAGAAGCAGCUCACCGGAGAGGAAAAAGCCUUGCGACCCGGUGACCCCGGGUUCUGUGCCCGGGCUCGGGUCCCGCUGCCCUCCAACAAGGACUACGUGGUCAGACCCAAGUGGAACGUGGAGGGAGACAACAGCAGGGGUCCGAUGAAGAAGGGGAUGUCCCGAGUCGACAAACAGAUGCGUAGAUUCGCCGACAUCCGCCGCCUGACGAAAACGGGUCACGCUGUUAAAAUUAGCGUAGAAGGAAACCGGAUGCCUCUCUGAUUUUUACCUCCUUAGGAUUUAGUCACUUAUUGUUUUUGUUGUUUCUUUUUAAUGUUUUGUUCCUGAACAGUCCCACGCCCCCCCCCCCCCCCCUCGUCGGGCCCAGAUCUGCCUCGCUGAAGGCCUGAGGUCAACUCAUAUAGACUCUCAUGGUGCCUCGCCCCAAAAAUAUUCAAUCUGAUCCAGAAAUGAUCCUCUGCAUGAACUGAACUCGUCUUUUGAGGUUAACCGUCAACUAUGCUAACUUUAUUUCCCAACAUUAGCUUAUGUUAGCAGCUAGCUACAUCAGCUCCAGACAAACUGUACCGGCCAUAAUGUUGGUAGCCAUCUUUAAUCCUAUCUUGCCAAACCUCAGGCAACUUGGCGGUAAAGCUAGUGUGAGUCCGCCAUACUGGCAAAUGUUAGCUAACUGAAUGUUGAAAGAUCGGAACAUUGCUAACUGCUUUGUUCGCCUCACAUUAACAUUACAUUAACUAGCAUUAGCAGUUAGCUCCACAUCAGCUGGAUCACCUCUGUUUAAAUUAUGUUAGCAUUAUCUUAGUUUUGCCAAGCUAUUUGAUUAUCUGUCUUGUUCAUUUCCAAGUAUGUAAUUAUGAAAAAUGUUAGCAGUGAGUCGGCAUGAUAUUAGCUAAUCCUAGCUUGAAAUCCAAGCCAAUCACGACAGCUAAUGUUACCACGCAGCUGCGUUAGAUGUAAUUCCAGACCAACUGUUAAGUGUCUAUCAUGUUAACUAAUGUUAGCAUUGAAGUCCAUAAUGUUGACUUUGAAGUAAAGCUAAUGCACAUUAGUUCUUGGAUGUAGAUAAUGUUAGCCGUUUGCUACAUUACCUCGUUGAGCAAUUAUGUGACCAGAUAGAUUAGGUAAUGUAGCAGACAGCUACAAUAGUUCUCUCCUCGAAUCAAGGUCCGUAACUGUAGCAAACGUUAACAAUAUGUUCGCUUCUCCAACAAGCACGCUGAGCUAACUAGUGUUAGCUUCAUCUCAAACAUAACAAAGGGCUUUACAUUAGCUUUACCUACGAGCCAACUGAGUUAGCUGAUGCUAGCAGUCAAGUUAAGAUUAAUGUAAGUGACGUUCAUGCUAUUAGCUCACGUUAGCAUUCAGCUACAUUAGUUUUACUUCUUAAAUACGCUCUGUAAGCUGAUAUGACGACUUUAUCUUUUUCAGCUCUUCUGCAAACCAUCAAACCAGUUUAUAAAUUUAAUUUCUGUCAAUAAUUGACUAAUUUAAAAAGGAGGCGGUACAUCCUGGGGAGACGGAUGUUUCUGAUCCGAGGAUCAUUCUGGUGAGAUUUUGAGUUUUUUGCUGUCAUGAUUCAAUAACACCCCCCUCCCCUUUUUUUUGUUUUCUGAAUGUGAAGGUGUGUAUUUUGCGAAUAGGGCGACAGACGACCCCCCGCUCCCAUAGCAGCUGUACAGGUGUCUGCAGGAGGCGGGUCACGCAGGUAACUCGUCCGUCUGCGCUGUUCUGUAUCACAUGAUGCUUUUCUUAAUAAAGACUCAACACAGA